Cucurbitaria berberidis CBS 394.84 is the source of this 6147-nucleotide messenger RNA. RefSeq lists its product as uncharacterized. Gene Ontology annotation, biological process: protein import into nucleus; RNA export from nucleus; post-transcriptional tethering of RNA polymerase II gene DNA at nuclear periphery. Gene Ontology annotation, molecular function: structural constituent of nuclear pore. NCBI's taxonomy places the organism in Eukaryota, Fungi, Ascomycota, Dothideomycetes, Pleosporales, Cucurbitariaceae. The record is from RefSeq and is a predicted model, not a curated record. The transcript has 7 exons. Gene Ontology annotation, cellular component: nuclear pore; nuclear pore cytoplasmic filaments. The coding region runs from base 1 to 6147 and encodes 2048 amino acids.
AUGUCCUUCGGCGGUGGUUUUGGGGGCUUUGGCUCCACAAACAACAACAACCAAUCCAGCGGCGGCUUCGGUGGAUUUGGAGCAAGCAACAAUAACAACAACAGCACUGGCUUCGGCUCCAACGCGAAUACCGGCUCCAGCAUAUUCGGCGCCAACAACAACACCACCACGGGCAGCACCAUGUUUGGCGGCAGCAAUAACACCAACACGGGCUCUCCUUUUGGGGGCGGAGGUACGUGGAAAGCUUGCGCGUCGCACUCGCGUAGUAGUCGUUUAGGACUUUGGCGCUCAUCGACUUCGAUCUAUUCAAGCUCGCGCUAUACGGCAUCGCCGUCUUCACGAUCGAUGGCGGUUAUUCGCGGAUUUGGUACCAACACCACCAACAACACAGCCUUCGGCUCAAAACCCUUUGGAAGCUCCACAACAGGCGGCGGCCUCUUUGGCGGCGGGGCCACUGGUUCUUCUGGCAGCACAUUUGGUGGCUUCGGAGCUCAGAACACCACUGCCGCCCCAUCAGCGUUCGGUUCCAACACUGCUAACACUGGAGGCGGUAUGUUCGGCCAAAACAAGCCCUCCACCGGUUUCGGCGCAGCAUCAACGGGUGGCGGUUUGUUUGGAGGAGGCGGCACCGGCGGUGGAUUCGGCUCUACCAACGCGAAUACCACUACAGGUGGCUUUGGUGCUUCGACAGGCGGCUUUGGUGCAGGAGGCAACCCUCCGCCAAACAACGGGACUGCCAACACUCCAUUCCAGGCCUUCACCGAGAAGGAUGGCGCCUCCGCAACUGCCACGCAGCAGUACCAGACCAUCACCUUCCAACAGCCAUACCAGAACUACUCUCUUGAAGAGUUGAGGGUCGCCGACUAUAACCAGGGUCGACGAUACGGCAACCAAAAUGGACAGGCAGGUGCAUUCGGCCAGAGCACUGGAUUUGGAGGCUUUGGCAGCAAUGCUGCUGCCCCUGCUUCCACGGGCUUUGGCGCGAGCGCAAACGCAAACACCGGUGGUAGUCUCUUCGGUGGCGGCAAUGCCAAUACUACAUCAUCGUUUGGUCAGAACACUGGCUCAGCGUUUGGCGCUGGCAACACUAGCGGAGGUGGCCUCUUCGGUCAGAACAAGCCCGCAACCGGUGGUCUUUUCGGAGGUUCCAACACAAACACCACGACCGGCACAACGGGUGGCCUCUUUGGUGGCGGCUCAACAGCCAACACGACAGGAGGAUUCGGUACUGGUGGCGGUGGUGGCGGCUUCGGCGCAUCGACCACAGGUACUGGUGCUAGUGGUGGUCUUUUUGGCCAAAAUAAGCCCGCGACUGGAGGUCUAUUUGGUGGUUCCGGCACCACCAAUACCGCUUCGACACCCUUUGGUGGCACGACGAAUACGAACACGAAUGCGUUCGGUCAAGCGAAUACCGGUGGUGGACUCUUUGGGCAACAGAAUACCCAACCAUCGUCCACGCCUGCUUUCGGUGCAUCCAACACUACUACCAACACGGGCGGCGGCCUGUUCGGUGGCUCUACGGGUGGUUUUGGACAGAACACCCAGGCCCAGCCACAGAACACCACAUCUGGAGGUCUCUUCGGUGGUGGCUUCGGUCAGAAUAAUCAGCAAAAUCAGCAGAAACCUGGCGGUCUAUUCGGCAGCUCGACCACAGCUUCUACAGGAGGCGGCUUGUUUGGUCAGGCCAACCAGAACCAACAACCCCAGCAAACUGGCGGCUUGUUUGGAGGUUCCACUGCCAAUACCAACACUGGAGGUAGUCUUUUUGGCCAGAAGCCUGCCGCUACAGGCAACAGUCUCUUUGGCGGCAGCACUGCCAAUACAGGAGCGUCUGGCGGGGGCUUGUUCGGUAACCUUGGUGCCCAGAACCCACAGCAAAAUGCAAGUUCCGGUCUCUUUGGAGGCCAAAACAAUCAGCAAAAGCCAGGGGGUCUCUUUGGGGGUUCCACCAAUACCAACACCAGCGGUGGUCUUUUUGGUGCUAUGGGACAGCAGAACAACAACCAGUCUACAAUGGGUGGCUCCUUGUUCUCUAGCCAGAAUCCACAACAGCAGAAUCAGCAACCAAACAACAACAGCUUGUUUGGCGCCUCUGGAAGCUCCCUGUUGAAUACCUCUAUGGCUACCAACCCCUACGGUAAUGACGCUUUGUUUGCAGGACUUGCUACACCCACCCAGAGCCCUGGUCCAAUUGCCACCCCUCUAUCCAGCAGCCAGAAGAACAAGAAGAGCGCUAUUCUCCCACAGCACAAGCUCAACCCCUCUGCGUCUACACGUCUACUUACGCCACAGAACAAGCGGGGUGGUGGUGGUUAUGGAUUCACGUACUCAACCUACGGCACUCCCGCCAGUGCAUCGACCCAGAGCACCCCUGGCUUUGGGGGCAGCUUGUUUGCAGCCGGUGGCCUCUCCCGCUCUCUCGGAAAGAGUCUGUCUACAAGCAACCUCCGUAACAGCUUUACCCCCGAAACCAGCAUUCUGUCACCGGGCGCUUUCUCCACCAACGGACGUGGUUUUGGCAAUGGUAGCCUCAAGAAGCUCAACGUCAACCGAUCUAUCAAUACCCGGAUCCCGUUGUUUGACGAGCCAUCCCAGAAGCGUGUCAGCUUCGCUGGUGGUGAGAUGUCGAACGGUCACACCAACGGGGAAACUUCCUUGAUUGUCCGACAAGACGAGGAUGACACAUCUCCGAGGGCAACCAACGACGAUACUAGGAACGAGACCCCUCGCCCGCCACCCAUGCAACAAAUCAACGGCACUGAACUGGCUCGCGUUUCCGAGGACCAUGCGCUUACCCCAAGGUCAUCCUCAUCCGUCAACAUCCAGCCAGGACAGGAGCCCAAGCCUGGUUCUUAUUGGUCCAGCCCGGCUUUGGACCAACUAAAGAGCAUGAGCAAGCAGGAGCUCAAGAGCGUACCCAACUUCAUCGUCGGUCGCCACAACAUUGGCCAGAUCAACUUCCAUUAUGGCAAACCGGUCGACUUGUCGGAAGUCAAUCUCGACAAACUGUACGGUGACAUCGUACAACUCAAUCCCCGUAAUGCCACCGUGUAUGGAGAGACCUGUACCUGUCUACCAAAACCACCACUUGGUACGGCUCUUAACCAGCCCUCCGAGAUCGUACUCGGGAACUCCUGGCCUCGUAACAGGGCUGGCAAGAAGGACGUCAAGCAUCUCGAGCGUCUUAAGCGCGUGAACGGCACGACCUUCAUCAAGUACAAUCAGGCAAAUGGCGAGUGGACCUUCUCCGUGCCCCACUUCUCGUCUUACGGUCUUGAUUAUGAGAAUGACUAUAGCGAUGAGGAGGAUGAUGAGGAUGACUCAAGCGACCUUAGCGAUGUCCCGGACACACCAGCCCUACCGCAGCAUCGCUCGAGUCAGAUGACUAGCACUCCCCAAGAAGACUCGUUUGUUAGCCCUACUCAGUCUCAGUCUAGCCCUGACGACACUUUCGACUUCAAGAAAGGUAUGCGCGCCCGUGCCAAUGUGCCCGGUGGAUUUGGUGACGAGUCUGUCUAUGAAGAGGAUGUUGAGAUGAACCAUCGUGACAACUCUUUUUUAGGACAGCGCUCCGUGGGUUCGCUUGAUGGUCAGCAAGAUGUAGACUACUCUGAACAGAGCGAAUCGGAACUGGUGCAAGAUCAGGAUAUGGCGGAUUCUGUAUCUGGCCCAGUUCAUUCCACGGAGCAAACAGCCGCCAAGGAUGACCCUUUCAAGGCCACAUUGAAGCCAAAGUCCAUUCUCAAGGCCAGUCAACUUUUAAGGCCAGGUCUGGACACACCUUCGAAAGGCCAGCCCGUCUUCGAUGACAAUUGGGCAAACCAGCUCCAGCGCACGAUCAGCCCAAAGAAACAGGAUCGACAAGCCCUUCGCGAAAGUCAGGGCAACGUGCUUCGAGAACACGACGGAAACGCUACGAAUUUGUCGCAAUCAUUCGGCGGUGGACAACUUACCACGGCUAUGGAUUUGAUGGAAUCUCUUUUCGGCGAGACGGAGAAGCAGAAGCUUCCUAAGCGCGGUGGACAUGGUAUUGAGUUACCAUAUUCAAAGCGACCCAAGACCGCGUCCGAUCUCGACCAUCUCACCGGUUCCGACAGAGACUUUCACACCUGCAGCAAACCCCACUUUAGCGAAGCCAACGUUCUCAUAUAUGGCAACAAAGGCACCGCAACUCUCGAAAGCGGCAUAUUCCUUGCAGCGCAAGAACCACUCGUUGGCGCUACAAAGGAUACACGAUUCGCAAAGAUGCCAACCUUCACAGAUUCCACACCCGAGACUUUGACUAUACAGAAGCAGCACACUAAGAUAUUCACCACCGACGGCGUACCAUCAGCGAGGCUACAGACAGACCCUGCACCCGUGGAGUUCUCUGAUAUGGCGAGGGCUGUCACAAUCGACACCACGGAAGGCGCUCACGAACAGCAUAUCUGGCAAUUACUCUCCCUCCUCUACGACGAUGCCGACAAACUUCCAGACGGCGUUAGGAGCGAAGAAAAGGAGAUUGAUAAGAAAGAGAGGCUUUCCGAAUUUUGGAAACACCUCGUCUGGGAUGAUGCACAGAAGCAUGCCCAGCAAGCUACAUCGCUUGAGGAACGUGCUAUCAUGCAACUCAGCUGCAAUAACGUCGCUGACGCCUGUCAUGACCUUUUGGAGGGCCUGGAUCUUCGCCUUGCUACGAUGCUUGCCCAGAUCGGCGGUGAUGCGACGAUGCGUCAGAGCAUGGUCACCCAGAUUGAAGAGUGGCGGCGCCUCGAUGUCCUCUCUGAGAUGGAGGAUCCUCAUCCUGGUCGGGAGAACAAGGCCUCUACGUUCAACAUUUCAAGUCGCUUCGGUCUUGACUGGCGGCGUGCCUUCGGCCUACGCCUUUGGUACGGCAUCAUGGCCGAAGAGUCACUUGAACUGGCUGUGGCUCAAUUUGCAGAUGCCAUCAACUACGGCCAGGAGGACGUCAAACCUGUACCUUGGUUCGUGCAAGAAAAUUUGGAUAUGGGCUGGAACGACCCAAAGGCGGAGCACCGAGAAGACUUGCUGUGGGGUAUCCUGAAGCUAUAUGCUGCUCCAAAGAUGGAUCUUGCGGCCAACAUCGAGGAUGUUUUGGCUCCUGAAAAUGUCUCCGGGCAUCCUUUUAACGCACGUCUGUCGUUUCAGCUGUUCCAGCUCUUUAGGUCCCGCCAAGAAGACAAUAAUGAGGCGGACGAGCGGAGAGUAGCCAUGCCUACUGUUCGUGGUAAUAGCGAAGGAGACCAUCGGUCCUCGUUUCUUUCGUCGACGACUUCAUCUGUGGAAAAGGAGACGCAAGUAAAGAAUCCGCUCGUCGAGCUUGGUGAUAAGAUUACCCUCACAUAUGCGGCCUCGCUUCACACACUAGAGUACUGGACAACCGCUAUUUGGGUGUACACUCACCUCUCUUUGUCGGGAAUGCGCGAGCACUAUAUUCGCUCCCUUCUCAACCAGUUCUCCAGCACCUACUCUCUCGAAGACACAGAUAUCACUUACGCUUACCUAACCAACGAUUUGCAUGUUCCCACCACAUGGCUGCACGCUGCUGCUGCCCUCCAGGCAAAGACCGAAGGUGACGCUCUACGCCAGGCCACGCAUCUCAUCAAGGCUGAAGAGCUAGAUGAAGCGCAUGAAGUCCUCUGCCGUAUGGUCGGUCCGGACGCUAUCAUCUCGCGCGACUACGACCCUCUUCGGGAGCUCAUGGGUGGCUUUCUUCCUACGCCGACGAACAGCCCUGCUUCGUUCGCUUCGUCAACACGUACUGUUUCCGCGCGUCGGAGGGAGCCUGUUCAGGGCUGGGCACAGGGCGGUCAGAUCUAUCUCGACUACCUUGAACUCAUUGACCUAACGGGUCAGCGCUCGACGUUCCGCGUGGAUGAGGACCUGAACAACCGCAUCCAGGAGCUACUCGUUAAACUGCAGCGCGCACUCGAGAUUGCGGCGCGAGAUAGGCUUGAAGCUUGUGGUCUAGAGGAGCGUGUCGCGCUUAUGGAAAUCGCGGGUACUGUCGCCAACCUUGUGGCCAAGAACCAGCGCACCAAUCGCUCCAGCAUCCUCAAGCUCCCACUCACAGAAGACCUCUGGCUUAAACACUCGUGCGAUCUUAGCACAAACUACUACCGCAGUAUCAUGGCAACUGGCAGAUAG